UCUGCUCACGGGCUGAGACAUGGGCUCUUAGACUUAGCUGCAGGUUCAAUCCCUCCCUCCUCCCGCCUCGCAUAUAAGAAACGAGAUGCCAGCUGCACGGGGACCAUGCAUUUGAGCCAUUGGAGCUUCCUUGGAUGUGGCACUUGUAUGUGCCCAACUGCAGGGGAACUGAACCCAGGCAUUGGCCUUACCCAGCAUAUAGAGAGAGCAUCCCCCACCUGAGACUGAACUUGUGAACCUCACGGUAGAGACGUGACCUCAUCGUCCAGCGAUGGCGCACCAGAUCAUCCUGCUCAGCCUGUUAAUAGCAACUGUCUUGUCGGUGAUGGAGGGAAGCCUUCCCUUCCUGUCCAAACAGCGAUUGAAGGGGCGAUUCCAGAGAGACCGAAGGAAUAUCCGUCCAAACAUCAUCCUCGUACUGACCGAUGACCAGGAUGUGGAACUGGGUUCCAUGUCUGUGAUGAACAAGACGAAGCGCAUCAUGGAGCAGGGAGGGACGCACUUUAUAAACGCCUUUGUUACUACGCCCAUGUGCUGCCCAUCCCGCUCCUCCAUCCUGACAGGAAAGUAUGUCCACAACCAUAACACCUACACCAACAACGAGAACUGUUCAUCACCAUCAUGGCAAGCACAGCACGAGCCGCACACAUUUGCCGUGUACCUGAACAACACCGGCUACAGAACAGCUUUCUUUGGCAAGUACCUUAAUGAAUAUAACGGCUCAUACGUCCCUCCGGGCUGGAAGGAGUGGGUCGGACUGGUGAAGAAUUCUCGCUUCUACAACUAUACCCUCUGCCGAAAUGGAGCGAAAGAGAAACAUGGAUAUGAUUACUACAAGGAUUAUCUAACAGACCUCAUCACAAACAACAGCAUCAACUUCUUCCGCACCUCCAAGAAAAUGUACCCCCACCGACCAGUGCUGAUGGUGCUGAGCCACGCGGCCCCCCACGGUCCUGAAGACUCUGCACCCCAGUAUUCCAACAUGUUCUCCAAUGCUUCCCAGCACAUAACGCCGAGCUACAACUACGCCCCGAAUCCAGACAAGCACUGGAUCAUGAGGUACACUGGCCCCAUGAUGCCCAUCCACAUGGAGUUCACCAACUUGCUGCAGCGCCGGCGACUACAGACCCUGAUGUCCGUGGAAGACUCUAUGGAGAAGAUCUAUGACCUGCUGGUGGAGCUGGGUGAGCUGGACAACACGUACAUCAUUUACACGGCUGACCAUGGCUACCACAUUGGCCAGUUUGGCCUUGUGAAGGGAAAGUCCAUGCCGUACGAGUUUGACAUCCGGGUGCCAUUUUAUAUUCGUGGACCAAAUGUGGAUGCAGGUUCCCUGAACCCACACAUUGUGCUUAAUAUUGAUCUCGCCCCAACCAUCAUGGACAUUGCUGGACUGGACAUUCCUGCAGACAUGGACGGGAAGUCAAUACUAAAGCUACUAGACACGGAGAAACCAGUGAAUAGGUUCCAAGUUCAGAAAAAAGUUAAAGUCUGGAGAGAUUCGUUUCUUGUGGAGCGCGGGAAAUUGCUGCAUAAGAGAGAAACCGAUAAGAUGGAUGCUCAGGAGGAGAACUUUUUGCCCAAGUAUGAGCGCGUCAAAGACUUGUGUCAGCGAGCGGAGUAUCAGACAGCCUGUGAGCAGCUGGGGCAGAAAUGGCAGUGCGUGGAGGAUCCCACCGGAAAGCUUCGGCUGCAUAAGUGUAAGCGGGUGGCUGGUCUGUCUGCAGCCCCUGACAGCAAGAAGAUCUCCCCAAAUCUUAUGAGCAGUUAUUACAAUGCGGACAGUGAUGAAUGCGACUGUGAUGCCAUCAGCUACAAGAUCUCUCCACUUGGCCGCCGCAAGAAGCUGCUGUCCAAGAAAAAAUACAAGACCAGUUAUCUGAGAAACCGUUCCGUCCGCUCGGUGUCCGGUGAUGUCCUUAGUAUGUACAUAGAGCAGGAAUACGAGCCGGUUCUAAGAAAGAAUUUAACCAAGUGGCAGCUCCCUGAGCUGGACAAUGAUGAUGAUGAGGAGGAUAAGGACACUGACAACUUCAGUGGGACUGGAGAGAUCACAAAUGAACUGUUUGUGCCCAGUGCCGUUAAAGUGACUCAUAGGUGCCACAUUCUUCCUAAUGACACAGUGCAGUGCGACCUGGACCUCUACAAGUCUCUGCAGGCUUGGAAGGAUCACAAGCUGCACGUUGAUCAUGAGAUUGAAACAUUACAGAAUAAGAUCAAGAACCUGAGAGAGGUCAGAGGUCAUCUGAAAAAAAGGCGACCAGAGGACUGUGACUGCAGCAAGAUAAGUUAUCACUUCAAACAUAAGAAGGGGAAGCUGAAGAGCGGGGGAACCCUCAUGCAUCCCUACAAGAAAUCACUGAAAGAACAUGACAAGAUAUGGCUCCUGCGGGACCAGAGACGCAAGAAGAAGCUGCGCAAACUGCUGAAGAGGCUGAGGAACAAUGACACAUGCAGCAUGCCGGGCCUCACCUGCUUCACCCAUGACAACCAGCACUGGCAGACCGCCCCCUUCUGGACAUUGGGGCCGUUCUGUGCCUGCACCAGCGCCAACAACAACACCUACUGGUGUCUGAGAACCAUUAAUGAGACCCACAACUUCCUCUUCUGUGAAUUCGCCACCGGAUUUCUGGAGUACUUUGACCUCAACACUGACCCAUACCAGUUGAUUAAUGCAGUGAACACUCUCGACCGGGAUGUCCUCAAUCAGUUACACAUUCAGCUGAUGGAGCUGCGCAGCUGUAAGGGCUCCAGACAGUGUAAUCCCCGUACGCGGAACGUGGAGCUCGGUCUGAAAGAUGAGAGCUUUGAGCAGUACAAACAACUUCAGCGUCGAAAGUGGCCAAAAGCGAAGAGACCAUCGUCUAAAUCUUUAGACCAGUUAUGGGAGGGCUGGGAAGGUUAACACUCCUGAAGACCCUUCAAAUAAACUUGAAGCGUUGUUAACACUUGAAGACCUUCAGGAUGUUUGGACUGUAUGCCCUGUGAGUAGAUAGGCUGUGGAGGACAAAUGUGACUAAUCACCCAACAAGGGUGCAGAUUCCUCCCUAAAAAAAUAAAGAAAACUCCACUUUUGCACCAGUAAUUGUUUUUUUUUUGCAUUUUGCCUCAUACAUUCCUGCUGCUGGAGUGGGGAAGGGAUCUUACAAUCACCACUAUCCGGCCUGGAGCUGACAAGAGGUACAGAAGCAUGCCUCCGCCAACAAAAGGGAUACACUACCCCUCCCCUGCAGAGACAUACAGGAUGAGGAUACUACUGCUUGAGGAAGGGAGCAAACCCCAUAACACGAGCAUACAGUUUGUAAAUAACGUCUGGCUGCGACACAAGAAAUUACAGGAUUAAAAGUGAGAAGAUGUGACUGGUGAUUUGAUGGUUAAUUCUUGAUACAUAAUAAAGUUUCAUUACUGAU
Bufo bufo (common toad) is the source of this 3410-nucleotide messenger RNA. RefSeq names its product sulfatase 2 (gene SULF2). Gene Ontology annotation, cellular component: plasma membrane; endoplasmic reticulum; Golgi apparatus. The coding region runs from base 272 to 2905 and encodes 877 amino acids. The transcript has 21 exons. The record is from RefSeq and is a predicted model, not a curated record. Lineage: Eukaryota; Metazoa; Chordata; Amphibia; Anura; Bufonidae. Gene Ontology annotation, molecular function: glycosaminoglycan binding; N-acetylglucosamine-6-sulfatase activity; calcium ion binding.